This is a messenger RNA of Fraxinus pennsylvanica, 783 nucleotides long. NCBI's taxonomy places the organism in Eukaryota, Viridiplantae, Streptophyta, Magnoliopsida, Lamiales, Oleaceae. The record is from the annotation of a GenBank genome assembly.
AUGGAUGAACAAGAUAAGAACAGAAAUACAAAUCUUGUGUUGGAUCUAAGCCUCUCAAGCAAGGAUUUCGAUCGAAAUUCCGCGCCGGAACUCAAUCUUUUUGACAAAAAUCCUUUCCAAACUCCGUCGAAUAUUGAUCCAAGUCCACGAGGUAAUGAAUCCGAACCACGUGUUUUUUCGUGCAACUACUGUCAAAGGAAAUUCUAUAGCUCACAGGCGCUUGGAGGCCAUCAAAAUGCUCAUAAGCGGGAGCGAACCAUCGCGAAGCGCCGGCCCCGAUUUGGCGUCGCAGCCUCUCUCAACCAGCACCGGUAUUCUAGCAUGGGUCUACUGCCACUGCAUGGAUCAUUGAAUAGGUCUCUUGGAAUUCAAGUGCACUCCACAAUCCAUAAGCCAAGUCUUUUACCAUCAUCCACUAUAUAUGGACAGUAUGGCUGGUCUAGAAAGCCUCUUGAUCAGCAACCGGCCAUCGGGCGGCUGGCGGUGGAGAAUCAUCACGUUGGCAGCUCAUCGAGCGGCGGAGCAGCUCGAUUUGACAGUGUUCCAAAGUUUUCGUCAGUGGUCAACGGUAUCGGAGGACACAGAUGGGACAGUACUGCUCCUCCUAUGAAGACUAAUCAAGAAGAGCAGAAAAAAGCAAAUGGAAAUUAUCGACUUUUCCUCUCGCGUAACUGUCACAAACGUCGUGCUUCUUUGGUCUAUGUCGACAUGAAUAUACAACUUGGAUGGCUAACAUUUGCCCUAAUGACAAGAAUUGUGCAGUUAAAAGGUGUAAUUAAUUGA